Molecule: messenger RNA, 396 nt
Organism: Knipowitschia caucasica
Lineage: Eukaryota; Metazoa; Chordata; Actinopteri; Gobiiformes; Gobiidae
Source: the annotation of a GenBank genome assembly
AUGCUCGGGGCUGGAUUUGGAAGCAGGAGUGUUGCCUCUCACGUUCCAUCAGAGGCAGAGGUCCAGAGGAGUGAUGCGAGGAUCUCUCUCCCAGCGGACGCAGCUCUCCGGUGGAUUCAGCCGGCAUCGAGUGCGAGGUCACGGAAAAACACAGGUGAUACCGGUGUAAAAGCUCCAAACUUGAGGGGCCAACCGCUGCUCACGGCCCCUGACUGGGAGAUGGAUGGAGCCUGUCUGCCUAAAGCUCCUGAGAGCCGCAGCCUUCUGACUGAUGCUCCGCAGGGACAUCUCACUCCCAACUCUUUCCUUAUAUCAUUUAACGCUGUAUGUUCAAACGGAAACACCUUCUUCAUCCUGCGAUUGGUGACGAGAAAACUCACAUCGCUCCUGGGUUGA